UUAAUUUUAAAAAUAGUGGGAAUUCGUAUGGUAUACAUAUUUUUAGAUAAAUAUCUGUAGCAUAAAUAGACAAGUAAUGUAUACAAACCGCCUGAGUGAUACUUCAAUUGCGUUGUGAAUAUUACAAUACCUACUUGUGUAAUAAAAUAUUUGAAACAGGUAUGACAGACUAUAUUUAUAUUGCUUGUUUAGAGUUUUCUUUGUGUUCUUCACAUUGUAAGGCCUCAGGAUGAAUCGGCUUGGGCGCGUAGAGCCUACUCCGCCGGAGUGCGCGCUCGCUGCCGAAAUGUUCGACCAUUUCUGCUCGGCGGGUACCAUGAAACAAAUUUUAGCUCUUCAUAGAGAAAUUUGCAACACACUCAAUCUGAAACCAAACAGGCUUCCUGAUUUUUAUCCAAAAUUAAAGGCCAAACUAUCAAGUUCAUGGAAGGCGCAAGCUCUUUUUAAAAAGUUUGAUACACGCGCUAAUCAUAAAGUGUACAGCAAAGGUCAUGCUUGCACUCAAACAAAGGUGCUCAUAAUAGGAGCUGGACCGUGCGGCUUGCGUGCGGCUAUCGAGUGUCAACUUCUUGGUGCCAAAGUGGUUGUGGUCGAAAAACGUGAUAGAAUGUCUAGAAACAAUGUUCUGCAUUUGUGGCCCUUUGUCAUACACGACUUACGAGCUCUGGGCGCUAAGAAAUUCUUUGGGAAGUUUUGUGCUGGAUCCAUAGAUCAUAUCUGUAUCAGGCAGUUACAGUGCAUACUCUUGAAGGUUUCGCUUUUGUUAGGCGUAGAAUUUCAUGAAGGAGUCGGCUUUGAGGAACUGCUGCAGCCAACAGUUACUGAAAACUCUGAAACCCUGGGGUGGCGGGCGAGAGUUAGCCCGAUAGACCACCCUGUAGCGCAAUACGAGUUCGACGUUCUUAUCGGUGCAGACGGCAAGCGAAACACACUUCAGGGCUUCAAACGUAAAGAAUUUCGUGGAAAACUUGCAAUGGCCAUUACAGCAAAUUUUAUCAACCGACACAGUGAACAAGAGGCUUCGGUACCUGAAAUAAGUGGCGUGGCUUUCAUAUUCAAUCAGAAAUUCUUCAAAGAUUUAUAUGAGGAAACAGGAAUAGAUCUCGAAAAUAUUGUGUAUUAUAAGGACGAUACCCACUAUUUCGUAAUGACAGCGAAGAAACACAGUCUUUUAGACAAAGGAGUUCUAUUAAAUGACUAUGCGGAGGUGUCUCGCUUGCUUAGCGUCGAGAAUGUAGACCGAGCAGCACUAAUGAGGUAUGCGCAAGAGGCAGCCCGUUUCUCUACAGAUGGACGUUUGCCUUUGCGUGACUUUGCCCUCAAUCAUUACGGAGAACCAGACGUAGCACUGUUUGAUUUUACUUCAAUGUAUGCAGCCGAAAAUGCCAGCAUGGUAUACGAUCGACACGGUAGGCGAUUACUAUGCCAGUUGGUUGGGGAUAGCUUGCUAGAGCCGUUUUGGCCAACGGGAUCCGGAUGUGCGCGUGGCUUCCUCUCCGCUCUUGAUUCCGCGUGGGCUGUCCGCGCAUGGGGACAGACUCCAAAUCCACACCCCCUGGAGGUUAUUGCAGAGCGAGAAUCUAUAUAUAGGCUUUUAGCUCAGACAACGCCAGAGAAUCUUCACCGUGACUUCGGUGCGUACACGCUCGAUCCCGGAACGCGGUAUCCGAACCUCAACCGAGCAGCUGUCUCACCGCACAGAGUUACUUCCUUCUACGAUUCUGACGAACCAUUGCCACUCGAUGCUGUGCCAGCUGCUAAGAAGAGGCGUCGAGAACCGGAAAUAUCAGAAGAAACGCUCAUCGCCUGGGUGGGAUACACGGAACCGGGACUAAGAGCAGCCACAGGUCCGGCUGCUUUGUCCGAACUCUUAAAACGAUACCGACCGGAUCUUUUGCCAACGGAAUCGUCACCGAAGGCAGUUUACCAUAUAUUGCAACAAGAGUUUGGUAUCACCCCAGUCGCAGCUAAUGGAUCGACUCGUGAUAUCCCGGAAGCAAAGCUGCGCUCGUAUCUUCUUCGAGUGUAUCUUGCUUUUAAGGGUGAAGUGCCUCAUAUUUAUCACAAGACCGACAUGUUCGAUCAGAUUAAAAAAAGUCAGCAGACCGAGAAGAGUAUUCGAAACACAGCAGACCAUUCAGUUUCUGUUUAUUCAAACGCUGCGGAUACUGACAAAUCGCACUCGAGUUACAGAAAAAAGCGACGCUCCGUUCGUCCACAACAAGUAAGUAACGAUCCCGCAGAAUAUAUCAGAAAAAAAAUUGGAAAAUUAGAUCUAAACGAUAUUACACAAUUAGCACGGCUUAUUGAAGGACAUGACACCGUUCCAAACGAUGAACAGCGGGCUGAUAAGCAAAAGGAGUUACAGGAACAAAUAAUAACCUUGUUAGAUCCUGACGAUUCACCUGACCCGAAAAUUAUACGAGAUUCUUUAGCACAGCUCUUGCAAGGAACUACGAAGACCAAAGUUAAAUCAAAAAAUGUUAAAGAUGAGUCCAAAUUUGCGCAUUAUUUCCAAGAGGGCGGCAAGAACAAUGAAAAGAAACUAAUUAAACCGUCUCGUAAAUUAAAAGGUUUGGAUGCUGACACGAUCAAAAUUCCCGAUUUCUCGGACAUAUUUCAAGACGAUUCUGCCGAUACUGAUGCUACUUUAGUAGCACCAGUUGAAUAUUCAAAAAAAAAACAAAAAUCGAGAUCUCCUUCAUCUAGUAAUCUUAAUCACAAAGAAGUUGCUAGGGCUUCUUCAACAGAAAUACAGUUAUCGCAAACAAGAAGAUUAUCUGAAGUAAUAGAUACGCAAAGAAAAAGGUGUUCACAGAGUCCAGAAAUAUCUCUACCGUAUGGUCGUUCAAAUUCUAUAGGUUCUCCAGAAAUGGCAUUUAAUACGAGGCGUAUAGCACAGAUGUUUGAAGGUAAUAAACGACAGACUCAAAGUCCUGAAUCUAUUACAGUUCGUUCAAGAAUAACGGACAAUCCAGAAAUGGCAUUGCGAUGGCAACGUAUGGCUGAUAUAAUUGAAGGAAAGCGUCGUGACACUCCUAGCCCAGAUCGUUCAAAGCGAUCCGAUUCCAUUGGAAAUCCUGAAUUAGCACUACGUAGACAACGUGUUGCUGACUUAAUUCAAGGUGGCAAUAAGCCAUACCAGGGUCAAGAGAACUUGGCGCAAAGAAGGAACUCUGGAGAAAUUGCAUUCAGGAUGCAAAGAGUUUCAGAAAUGAUGAGAAAGAAAAACGCUGAUGUGAAAAAGCCAAAGAGCUAUGGCAAAAGAAAGGCAGCUCGUGAGAUUAUGAAACAGCGUUUUGAAAAGAGUUUACAAAUGUUGGCAGCUGAACCAAGGCUUGAUUUUGCUCCUUCCGCGGAUUUAGAGAAUGACUAUGGACUACAGCAGUACCGUGCCAGUGCACCACAAUUUGACGAGCGGGUUAAAAAAUUGGAGAAGAAAUUGCAACACUAUGAAGAAGGGCGCAUAGUUGGUGGAGGAGCGCGUGCUGCAGGUGGUGGUGCUCGUGUUGCCCGUUUGGCUGCAGAGCUAUCGAAUACCACGUCGUCGUCGGUAGCGCCACGGUCCUCGAAACCAAAAGAUUUGAUGAGAUCAGUAGGAAAAAUCGAACGAGAUGACUGGAACGUUAAAGAAAUCGAACGAAAAAUUAUGGAAAAUAGACUCGGCCGGCCCGAGCCUAAAACUGCGGAAAAAGUGCCUAAAUGGGAUAGAGAACAAUUUCUAGGUCGCCAACGUCGGCUCAAGGAAGGUGAAAAUAAUGAAGAAAAGUGGGGAGAAAUCGACGAAACACUCCACAAACUAGACCAGAAACUGAGAGACUCAGGACGGCCAGUUCAUGGAACUAAGAAGGUAGCGAAGCUUGCCACUAAAUUUGUCAAGAAGGAAGAACCAGAAGCUGGAAAGGCGUCAAAAGAAGAGCUGAAGAAACCCUGGCGUGGACCAUCAUCUGCUGGCAUGCAGUGCGCUGCGUGCGGUACUCGCGUGUUCGCAGCAGAGGGUGUAGUUGCAGACGGUUUGCACCUGCAUCGGGCCUGCUUCCGAUGCGCAGUUUGCAAGACUGUGCUGAGGCCUGGUAACUACACAAUGGAGCGGUAUGGCAGUAGAUUGGUCUGUCUUCGCCACUCAGGAGUGAGUGUGCCUGAUUCUAUAGUGUCGAGGGUGUUGUCGGAGCCGUCACCCGCCCGAGGCGACGCACCCAUGUCCACGCCUGAACGCAUCAGCCUCGAGCUCUCUGACGGCGGCGCGAGAGAGAUCGACGAGGAUGAAUGGACCGACAGAAACUUCCUCGCUUCUGAAACAUCUGGAGCCGGAGGACUUAGUGAUGAAGAAGAGUCAAGUUCAGAUGAGUAUACGGACGCCAGUGAUAGUGAUAACGAUGCGGAACAUUCACCGCAGCCGAUUGUUGCGGAGGCCCGACCGCUGCAUUCCAAUCUCUACUUCUCUGAUGAUUCUUUUGGAUAUGAUGAUUACUCGGAUGAUGGCGCGGAAUCAUCUGGUAACGAGUCAUGUUCCAGGAUGCGCGCUGCUCGCGAGGCUCGACGACGCGAGGUGCCUGCAGAAGCGCGGCCGCCCACUGACAGCAGCGAGGUGGAGUCCGAAGAGGAAAGCGAAAGUAGUGAUGAAGAAGUGUCAUCUGCGACAGAAGUAUCAACGGACAGCGAGUUCGCUCGGGAAGAAUGUACGCCGAUGUGUGCGACGUCUCCACCUGCCAUAUUGGUGACGGAGGCGACGCCUCCUGCACCCGUCGCGCCACCGAACCCACCAGAGUAUCCGCUUAGCAGGACACGUUCAGCUGGUGGCCUAGCAACUAAACGAGCUCUUGAGUUAAAAAGAAAAUAUCUUCUAGGCGAACCCUCCCCUCCUACUGUCAGAAAAUCAGACUCCACCUCACAGUUAGAUACCAAAUUGGAAGCAUUUAGAUCUACUAUAACAGAAUUUCAAAAGUUAUUACAUCCUGCACCAGCUCAACCCCAAAAACCUAUUGUUACGUUUCAGUUAAAUUCAGAAGAGAAAAAAGUGCAGCCUAUGCCUGACAUAAUUAAAAACUUAUGCACUGAUGCCCCUGUAGACUUAUUAACAAAAGGUGAUUCACCGCUAUGUAAGGACGAUUGGAGAGAACCUAUUAAAGAGGAUAGAAAAAAGCCAGAUAUUGAAUCAGAUUCUCUCUCUGAUGAUGAUUCAUCACAUACCGAAACUAUACCUAAUCAAUCCGUUCCCAGAGUUGAGGUCCAUGACGAAGGUGGAGAAUUGAUUCAAUUAGAUAGUUUAAUGAUCAUCAAUAGUAUUGAUGAUGAUAACGAUGAAAAAGCUUCCGGGAUAGCUACGGUAACAGGACCUACUGUCGUUGCUGUAGACUCAGAAUCUUCAGAAUCCUGCAGGGAUGCGACAACACUAGCUUUAACUGAAACAGAGCUAUCUGAUUGGGCUGCUGAAAGUGCUGUCUUAGAUGAUUGUGGUUUUGAUGAGAAGGAAGACAGAAAAAGAAGUAAAAAUCCUAGAAGUCUCAGUGGACCUAAGUUAGUGCACGAAACCAAAAAUAUAUCUGCUAUACAGUCACAUGUCUGUGGAAGGACUAGUCCCACAGAACCGAUCGUAUUUUCGAAUGCCCUAGAACAUUUUGAGUUUGCUGAUGAAGGAGAUCAGGAUCCAUCUAUUGAUACACCCGUAACUCCUCGCAAUGAAGGCUAUAUGGAAUUAAUUGAUGAUGAAUACGAUCCUUAUUUUCCUACUAACGAUCGGUCAAUGAAUUUUAUAGAAAGAAGCUUUUCCGAAACAACUAUUAAACCAAACGAUACAAAUAAUGAAUAUGAAGAAAAAGAAAUCGAAAAUGAUUUUUCGGAAGUAAUAAAAUAUAUCGAUGAUCAAGAUUCUAAAACCGAUAGUUUGUCUAAAGAGGAAAUAUUGAUAGCGCCGAAUGUUGAGCCAAAGGCGAAUGAUUCUUUUGAAAAAUCGAAUAGUAGUAGUGACAAAAAGGAUGAUUCUUUAUUUCGCGUAACAGAAGAAAUUACAGAUAAUCAAGAUACAAAUAAAAGUGACGGCUUGAUAAUAAGUGGCAGCUUGUCCGAUAUUUCGCCUCCUUUGGAAGAUGACAAUGAAAGUAAACAUGAUAGUAAUAAAUUAGAUAUUGAAAUAUCUCUUGACGACAUUUCACCUUCUCUAGCAAAUGAAAAAUCAAAAUCUCAAAGUAGCAUUGCUUAUACAUCUAAAAAGCCCAUUACAUUUGCUAGUCCUUGUAGUAUAAGAAUUUAUGCUCCAGCAAUCUGUAGAUCCGCUAGUGAAACUUUUAGCAGACCAAAUGUACUGGGAAUAAAUUCACCAAUACGAACUGUCGAUUGGCCCUGUCACGUAAGUUCAGACUCAAUGUCUACUACGAGUCCGAUGCCUAUACGAGACACCAGCGAUAAAGUGCAAGAGAUUAAAAAAGAAAGAGAGGAACAGACUGAAGUGGUGAGACGACUUGUGUUGGAGAGAUUGGGUAAUGGUCAGCGAGCAAAUAGGAAGUCAACGCGUAAGACUAAGGCUUCGCCGCUGAGCAGCGUACCACCACCGGUGCCGCCACCACCAAUUUUAACCGCGCCUCCCUCACCACCCGCACCACCCUCGCCUCCUAUUCCCGUUUUGCCGCCGCCGCCGCUGCGACCCGCACCUCCACUAAUGACUCUACCCGUCACAUCCUCGUUUUCUGACCCCGACUUAGCGCACGAGAGGAGGAGAAAAGGUAUCAUAAGGAGCAUUUCCAAUUACUUGAACAGGCGGCUGGGACCUCGCCAAAAGUGUGUCUCGGAGCCGGACCUGACGACGCACGAUUCGCAACGACAUCGUAUUCGCGAAGCUCAUAAGUCAACAGGCGCGCUUCAAGAAGCGCCUCCCGUGCCUCCUCCACCUAUCAGCUACACGCCACCCGACGUCUCGCUUCCUCCCCAGCCACGUCUACCAAGAGCGGCGCGCGGGGGAAGUGUGUGUGUGGACGGGUGCGGGGGCGGCGGGGGGGACGAGGACGAGCGUGACGCGAUGCAGCUAUGGUUCGAGGCUCGCUGGGCGCGGCUGGUGGCGCAAAGACGUGCGCGCGAGGAGUCUCGCGACGACCCCGCCUCGCGCUGUGUGGCCCGCCUACAGCGGCGACUCGCACGGCCCCUGUCCGCGGAACAGCAAGCGGCGACAGUAGCCGAGCUAGUGCAAGUAUCGGCCCAACGUCAGGCGCAUCAGGCGUUAAUGGAAGCGGAUAGAAGACGUACCGGUGCUAGCAACGGGGUUGGCGAUUAAAUUUCCUUUUUCUUAUUUUAUAUGACUUCUUAUCUUUAUUACUAUUUAUUAAGUCGUUGCGCUUCAUAAUCAAUGUAUUAUAAGGUUGAAAAUUGUAUUCGAUCACAUCACAUUUUGUUGGUAUUAUAUUAAUUAUAACAAUUAUUUUAUAUUAUCACAGAAGCAUAUUUCAAGUAAUAAAAUUUAUACAAAUUAUUUGAUAGGCGAAACAUCUCAAACUUCAGUUCAAGUUAAAAUAAAUAUAUUGUUAGUUAAACUAAUAAAGGUCAACACAAAUUACAGGAUUUUAGUAAAGUCUCUCGUUAUUUGAAUUAUGUAUAAUGUACAUGUAUUGAUUCCUUAGACAGCUGGAUUAUAUUAGGGAUGGUGUUAAUUAAAAACAAACAAAAACUAAAUAUUGCCUUAAAGCUGAUACUUCAGCGUAAAAUUCUAAUAAACGUGUCUUCUCGAAACAGCUCUCAUAUUAGAUGUUAAAACAUGUUGUAUAGAUUCUAUUUUUGUACGGGACAAUUUUCCAAAUUUAUUUUUCACCACGUUGAUAAGAUGUCAGACGUAAAUGUAACACGCAGCGUUUUAUGCGUGAGAAGUCGGAUAAAUAUAAUGAUUUUUUUUUUAUAGAGAUAGUGGAACAUGGUAUAUACGAAGGCUGUGAAGGAAAAAGGACGUUAAUACCAGUUCCUAGACGUUAUGGGAAGUUAAAAUAUAAACAAAAUUUGUAUUCCACUUUUACCGUUUUGCCGAGGGGCGGUCGUUAAUGAUUUUAUAUCAUCAAUAUAGAACGAUGUCGCUUUCUUACACCUUUUUGUAACAAUAAUGUAUAAAGAUUUUCUAAGAAAUUAUUUAGUAAUGGAAUGCUAAAGUUAUAUACAUUACGCCAGCUCUCUAGCAGAUACUACAAUAGGUUACGUCGUAUAAUUAUUCAUUAGAAUAAAUGCUUUAAUUACAUAUGCAUAUAAAGAUUUAUAAAACAGAUUGAAAUCAAAGUUUUAA
Vanessa tameamea is the source of this 8254-nucleotide messenger RNA. RefSeq names its product F-actin-monooxygenase Mical (gene Mical). The transcript is spliced from 27 exons. The coding region runs from base 230 to 7264 and encodes 2344 amino acids. Lineage: Eukaryota; Metazoa; Arthropoda; Insecta; Lepidoptera; Nymphalidae. Gene Ontology annotation, molecular function: FAD binding. The record is from RefSeq and is a predicted model, not a curated record.